Macadamia integrifolia is the source of this 1863-nucleotide messenger RNA. RefSeq lists its product as uncharacterized. The transcript is spliced from 2 exons. The record is from RefSeq and is a predicted model, not a curated record. The coding region runs from base 1 to 1863 and encodes 620 amino acids. Lineage: Eukaryota; Viridiplantae; Streptophyta; Magnoliopsida; Proteales; Proteaceae.
AUGAGGCUUACUCCUGAGGGCGAGGUUGUUGUUCCGGAGGGGAGGUAUCCUUCUCAUCAUAGAAGACUCGGUGGGGGUCGAGGACCUGGACGUGGUGUUGCCAUGGCCAGUGUUGUGCAGCCAGUUGUUGAAGACCCUGGUGAGGGUCACGUGGUCUCUUCUUUGCCCAGGGUGGAAUGUUCAAGGGGAACAGUCUCUAUUUUGCAUUCAGAAGUUAUGAGAAUGGAUACGGUGGCAGUGGUUCGGAAGGCAGCAGGGUUGUGCGCUUUACGUCAACUGGAGAAGGAGCAUGCCCCGGAUGUGCUAUGCUUGGCUAAACCCAUGGUUCAGGUAUGUAAAUUUCCUGAUAUUUUCUUUAGUCGGCUGGGGUAUGCAGUGGAUUUCCUUCAUAAUGUUCGGGAUGAAAAAGUCCCAAAUUUAUGGAUUAUAUGGAAGUUGGGGGUUUCGAGACCAGUCGUUGCAGGAAUGUCUGAUCAACAUAUGUCAGUCAUCUUUGAUUGGCCAGGUAGUAAAGUGGGUAUCUCUUUUGUUCAUGCAAGUUCUUUUAAAAAUAUGCGUAAGCAAUUGUGGUUAGAUCUGGAGUUGUCGAUAUCCGCUUUGGUUCCGUGGUCUAUGAUGGGGGAUUUCAAUGCAACCCUACUCUCGCAUGAGAAAAGAGGUCCUGGUAAGUUUAAUCUUGGAUCAGCUGCUGAAUUCCAGGCAAUGGUUGAUGCGUGUAAAUUGCUCUCUAUCCCUUCUCAGGGAAAGAAAUUCACUUGGACUAACAAUCGUCGAAGGGGUCAUGUAGUUGCAGUGUUAGAUCGGAGUUUUUGUAAUGGGAAGUGGAUAGAUGUGUUUAGAAAUGUGAAGCAGCAUGUUUUGUUGUCUUCGGUAUCAGAUCAUGCCCCUCUAUUUGUUGUCUCUGAUGAUGUUCAAAGACCUACAAAUAUCCCCUUCAGAUUCCAUAGCUUUUGGAUGGAAAAUGAUCAAUUUAUCUCCGUGGUUGAGGAAGCUUGGAAAACUCAGAUAGGAGGUAAUCCAUUUUUUGUUCUGGCACAAAAAUUAAAGCAGGUCAAGAGGAAUUUAAAGGUUUGGGCAAGGGCUACCUUUCCUAACCUAAAUGACGAGGUCGACAAAGCAAAGCUAGAAUUAAAUAAGGUUCAAGACAUGAUAGAGGUGGCAAGGAUGAAUGAUGAAUUAUUUAACAGAGAGGCAGAUGCAAAAACAGUAUUAUUGAAGGCCAACCAAAUGUACGAGAAGUUGUGGACUGAAAAAGCUAAACUGAGAUGGAUGAAAAAUGGAGAUUGUAACUCGAAAAUUUUUCAUCUUUCAGUGAAGCUUAGGAGGUUGAAAAAUCAGGUCACCUCCCUAAAAAAGGAAGAUGGAACAUGGGUUUCAGACCAACAGGGAAUAUCGUCUUAUAUCUCUGAUUUUUUUGAGAAAUUUCAUGAGGCUGUUGCAAUCACAGUUCAUAAUGACCUUCUUGAUAAUAAUCCCAGAGUGUUGGAGGAGGAGGACGUGGCAGGAUUGGAGAUUGUUCCAAGUGGGGAUGAAAUAAAACAAACUGUUUGGGAUUUAGAUCCUGUAAGCUCUCCAGGACCUGAUGGGUUCCCAGGCAGCUUCUUCAAGCGAUGUUGGGCCAUUGUUGAGGGUGAUUUUUGUAGGGCAGUGAAAAAAUUCUUUGAGGAAGGGCGGCUUCCUAAAGGAAUAAACAAUUGCUUUAUUUCCUUGAUCCCCAAAGUUGAGGGUGUGGCCUCUCUAGAUAGGUUUCGACCUAUAUGUAUGGGGAAUUUUUAUUGCAAAGUGAUAUCAAAAAUUCUAUCUUCAAGAUUACUUGUUGUUUUGCCUAAAUUGGUCUCGGAAGAGCAAGGUGCUUUCCAGUAG